This is a messenger RNA of Lottia gigantea (owl limpet), 1620 nucleotides long. RefSeq lists its product as hypothetical. The transcript has 10 exons. The record is from RefSeq and is a predicted model, not a curated record. NCBI's taxonomy places the organism in Eukaryota, Metazoa, Mollusca, Gastropoda, Lottiidae. Gene Ontology annotation, biological process: transmembrane transport. Gene Ontology annotation, cellular component: membrane. Gene Ontology annotation, molecular function: transmembrane transporter activity. Bases 1 to 1620 code for a protein of 539 amino acids.
AUGACGAUGCUGUAUGACGAUGUGUUACAGAUAAUAGGCGAAUUUGGAUUGUACCAGAAAAAGAUUUUUGCCAUAUUAUGUUACGAACCUUUUACCUCGGGACUGUUGCUGUUAAUUUCUACUUUUACUCUUAGUACCCCUGAUCACAGAUGUGCAAUACCAGGUUUAGAAAACGACACCUUUCAUCCACAGGGUGAUCACCAUAGAGAUCUCAUCAACCAAUCAAUUCCUCACAAUUCAAAAUGUUUAUUACGUAAUCAAUCUGCAGACGAACUUGGUAAUAUGACGUCAUCGGAAUAUAAGUGUUCUUCGUGGGUUUAUGAUACUUCAACUUUUACAAACUCUCUCGUAACAGAGUUUAACCUGGUUUGUGACGAUGCAUCACUGAAGAGUACGACUGUUAUGACAUUGUUUCUAGGGUUGAUGAUUGGAUAUGGUAUAGGGAAUAUUGCUGAUUAUGUUGGGCGGAAACCAAUGAUGGUACUAGGCAACUUUUUAGUUUGUAUCUCGUCCUACCUACUGGUAUGGUCACCGACUUACACGUUCGUUUCGGUUGUGAGAUUUUUCCUUGGAUUUGGUGUGGCUCUUCAGACUCUACCUAUUUAUAAUAUUGGACUAGAAAUAGUGGGACCUUCAAAACGAAUUUAUACGGGAAUUUUAUCUAACUUUACCUGGUUACUGGGAAUGUUUGUAAUAUCGUUGCUUGGUUACCUGAUUCGAACAUGGAGAUAUCUACAUCUAGGUGCCGCCAUCUUCAUGACGGUUUUGUUAACCUUCGUCUGUUUAAUACCAGAGAGUCCUCGGUGGUUGUUAACCAGAGGCAAAACGGACAGAGCCAAACUCAUCAUAGAAAAAAUGGCCGCUAGUAAUAAGGUGAAGCUCCUUGAUGAUAUUGUAGAUGUCACUACUGUACCACCAGACACUGUUACUAAAAUUAGAUUCUGGAAGAUGUUUACCUCCCCUGUUUUACUCGCCAGGACGCUUGUGAUGUACUUUACUUGGUUUACGGUUAGUCUAAUUUAUUAUGGUAUUAUGUUAAACCUAGACACAUUGGUAGGAAAUGUCUAUCUAAACCUAUUUUUAACGGGAAUAUUUGAAGGACUCAGCUAUCUACUGGUGUUAUUUAUAGGAGACAAGGUGGGACGGAGAAUUCUCGCCUUCGGAUCCCUGUUUACCAGUGGUUUAUGUCUAACGUCUGUUAUUUUUAUACUCAUGUAUGCAUCCUCAGAUCAACAAUGGUUGAUGACACUAUUCACCAUGGUCGGAUUGUUUGGGACAAAUGUUGCCUUCAGUCUGUGGUGGUUAUGGACAGGUGAAUUUUUCCCCACAGAACUCCGUAAUUUUGGUGUCGGCACGAGUUCUUGUAUAGGUAGAACAGCUGCUGUUAUAGCCCCGUAUUUUGGAUUAAUAAGUCAAGGUAUAGCUGGAAAUUUCAAAGAAGCAGCACCAUUUAUCAUUUAUUCAGCAUUUUCAUUCACUUCUCUUAUUUUAACCUUCCUGUUUCUACCGGAAACAACAAAUGUUCGACUUCCGGAUACGAUUUACGACUGUAAAAAAUUAGGAAAAAAAAAACAAGUAUAUGAACUUAAGAUGAAUCCACCACCGUCUGGCUGUAUAUAG